Molecule: messenger RNA, 864 nt
Organism: Neoarthrinium moseri
Lineage: Eukaryota; Fungi; Ascomycota; Sordariomycetes; Amphisphaeriales; Apiosporaceae
Exons: 3
Coding region: 1-864 (287 amino acids)
Molecular function (GO): acyltransferase activity, transferring groups other than amino-acyl groups
Source: RefSeq, a predicted model, not a curated record
AUGGCGAAUCUCCAAGUCAGUAGUACGGAGCAAAUCAGUUCCACCACCGUCGGCAGCAGUCCAGGCGCCGCCGUCAUCCACCUCCCGGCCGCGGAGCUUAAGAAGCAGCGGUCCCUGAUCCCCGAGCGCUGGGCCGAUCAGGUCCGGGCCAUCGGCAUCUCCGAGUACAAGGAGGCCGGGCUGUCGAUUGCGCAGGCGUUCGCCACGGACGAGCUGGCGCACUACCUGCUCGACUCGGACGACAUGGCGCACCUCGCACCCGAGGCCAAGUGGAAGCUCCACGUCGACAUGAUGAAGUACAUCGUCGCCGCGCACUGCUACAGUGGCCUCGUCACCACCAUCGGGCCGGACUACGAGGGCGUUGCGCUUUGGGCGCCACCGGGCACCACGACCGACGACUGGCUGACGACGUUGCGCUCGGGCGCGUGGCGGCUGUACUACCAGCUCUCGAGCGAGGGCUGGCGCCGCUACAACGACGAGCUGCUGCCGCUGCUGCACCACACCAAGGCCGAGGUCAUGGGCGACCGCGACGACGACUGCUACUACCUCGUCUACAUCGGCACCAAACCCAGCGGGCAGCGACGCGGCUACGCGAGGAAGCUGAUCGAGGCCAUGGCGGCCAAGGCCGACGCCGAGAACCGCGCCAUGUACCUGGAGUCGAGCUCGGAGCGCAACAGCGCCUACUACCGCAAGUUCGGCUUCGAGCCGCGGCGGGACAUCUUCCUGGGCGCGGCGGACGGCGAGUCGGCCUCCGCCGCGUCCAAGCCGCCCGUCCGCCUGUCCAUCAUGGUGCGCGAGCCGCAGACCGUCGCCGGCAAGAGCAUCCCCAUCAAGCUCGGGGCCGGCUUCAAGCGCCUGCAGUGA